UGCAUUCAGUCUUUUUCCCAGAGUUGGGGAAAUCAAGAACUAGAGGGCACAGGUUUAAGAUGAGGGGGGAAAGAUUAAAUAGGAACCUGAGGGGUAACUUUUUACACAAAAGACCCGUUUCCAUGCUCUCGUAUAACUUUUGUAUAACUCUGUCACUCUAAGAUUUGUGUUAGCUGUGCAACACAGUUGGAAGUUUGUGUUCCCCUGUGUAAUGCAGCCAGCAAGUGUACCUGGGGGUUGUAAGCUGUGUGUGCACGGUGGCUCCUCUGUGACAGAGCAGGGUGUGCUCUCCCCUCCUUUGCCUGACAGACGGCCUUUUGUUUGGAUUGUGAGCUGUUUGGCCUGAGUCAGUUCUCUCUGUCUGUGUGCUAUUCACUCACCCUUCCAUUAUCUGCUGACAGACAGCACAUUUUCCACUCAAUCAUGAUCUUACUGUUCCAGAAUCAUCCCGAUUGCCGUUCUAUUCAGUGGCACAAGUAUAUAAGCAGGAGGACUGCUGGGCUCGUCAGUGCUGCAGUCGGUGUGGAGGGAGAUCAGAAGUUCCUGGCACUAUGGAGCUUGCAAUUCAGUAUCCAUGGUUCAGGCGUUCCCUGCCGAGCUUCUACCCCAGCCGCCUGUUAGAGCAGCUGUUUGGAGAGGGGCCCUUUGACUAUGACCUCCUCCCUCUCUUCUCUUCCACCAUUAACCCCUUCUAUAGACCGCCACUCUUCCGCAGUUUGUUGGACUCGGGUAUUUCUGAGGUUCGCUCUGACAAGGAUCGAUUUACGAUUAACCUGAACGUCAAGCACUUCGGCCCCGAGGAUCUGAGUGUGAAGAUUGUCGAUGACUUUGUGGAGAUUCACGGGAAGCAUCCAGAACGACAGGAAGAACACGGGUGGGUUUCCCGCGAGUUUCACCGCAGUUACCGGCUCCCCAGAAACCUGGACCUGGCAGCAUUCAGCUGCACACUGUCCAAUGAAGGGUUACUGACCCUCUGCUGCCCCAGGCUCCACACAGAUGAUCCAAAGCAAGAAGAGCGCCCCAUCCCCGUGACUCGGGAGGAGAAGCAGUGCACAGAGCCCGAGAGCAGAGCUGAGCCAUGAGCUGGAGAGAUGGUGAUGUGCAGGCGGUGGUGGGGACCCUGGUGAUCUCAGGAACAGAAGGGGACCAUCAGCCCAGGCACGUUAACAUCACUCCCCACUGAGCCGCCUCUUACCACCUAUGACCAAAUGUCUUUAAUUUUAUCAAUAGUAUGCAUAAAAACCCUCAAUAAACAUUUAGACUUGUGCACCAUGGCUGUAGAUUCUGUACAAAAUGUAAAGAAGGGCUCAAUAGUCACAGAUCAAUUCAACAAAUUGAAGGGGAUCCAGCAGAGUGGGAAUGAGCCAGGAGUGAGGUGGUUAACCUGAGGAGUAUGCAAGGGAGUGGGAGACAGGCGAGGAGUACAGUCGGGGGGGGGGCAGUGGUUGGUGGUGAGCAGUCAGUCUAGGGUCAGUCCAAUAGAUAGAGCAGAUACAGACUUAAUACUGGCAGAACACAAGGUUAGAUUGCAUCUAUUUUAUACAGGGAGUCUGACUGAUAAGGCAGAUGAACUGGGAACAAUAUCACAUUUCUGCAUGUCAUCACAGACACGACUGAAGGACAGGAAUGUCAGCUGAACAUUCCGGGGUAUGGAAUCUUCAGACAUAACAGGGAUGUUAAGGAGCCCACUAUGGCAGUCCUGAGGCAGGAUAUCCUAGAAAGCUCAGAAUAAAGGCGCAAGGAACUUCAAAACGCAAGGGGCAAUCACUUUGUUGGGGAUAUACUACUGGUGAGGGCCCGCCGAGGUCCCACAGACCUGCUGUGAGGAUGGCACAUUUCCCCUCACAGGGCUUUACAAAAACUGAUAGUUUCAUGUCACCGGUGACAGUCAGGGUCGCCGGUGUCAGUCAGGGUCGCCGUUACAGGGUCAUACAGCAGGGAAACAGGCCCUUUGGCCAAACUCCUCUAUGCUGACCGUAUUCCGUCAUAAAUUCCAGAUUGUUGAUGCCUGCAGCUGCCUUUAGUAUCCCAGGAGCCUGUG
Pristis pectinata (smalltooth sawfish) is the source of this 2041-nucleotide messenger RNA. It is a transcript of the gene cryaa, whose product is annotated as crystallin, alpha A. NCBI's taxonomy places the organism in Eukaryota, Metazoa, Chordata, Chondrichthyes, Rhinopristiformes, Pristidae. Gene Ontology annotation, molecular function: structural constituent of eye lens; protein folding chaperone. Gene Ontology annotation, biological process: lens development in camera-type eye; response to heat; protein refolding. The record is from RefSeq and is a predicted model, not a curated record. The coding region runs from base 552 to 1082 and encodes 176 amino acids. The transcript is spliced from 3 exons.